UAAAAUUCCAUUCUGAAAGAGGCGGAGCCAUGCAAACAAAACGGGAAAAGCCCUGCUCUGUAUUAGCCAAGCAGCCCAUUUUAAUGAAUAUUUAUAAUUAGAGUGGAUAAAUUCCUGGUGGCAGAGAGCCCUGAGCUGCAGGAGCAAGAGAGAUCCGCUGUGAGUCCGAGCUGAUCAAGAAUUCCGGCUCUCUGGUACCUCCAGAUGUGCCAGGGAGUUCACUCCGGCUGAUUUCGUGUCCCCCAGUGUCCACACUGCUCCCUGUGGCCUCUCCCCUCCAUGGCCCUCCCGGCUCUCACCCUGGCACUGCUGGCAAUGACCGUGACCACCACGGCCUAUGUGCUGAGACCCCUGGAUAUGGCCCCGGACUCCUUCGAUGACCAGUACCAGGGCUGUGGCUCAGCCAUGAGGGCGGAGCUGCCAGCCCUGAACCGCUCCGAGUUGCAGAACAAUUCUUAUUUUGCCCAGCUGUGGCAUCUGGCCAGGGAAAGGUGGCAGAGUCGGGGGUCCCCUGUGUCCCCUCUGUUGUCCCCAGACCAGGCCAUUGCCAUCAUGGCCGGCACCGUGCUUAACCAAGGCGAUCAGUUCAAUGAAGAAUUGCGAGUGGCCGGGUGCUCCCCCCAGAAAUACCGGGACAAUUUCCACUUCAAAACGCUGCAUUUCCUGCUGACCGACGCCCUGGCCACGCUGAGGGCUGCUCAGAAGCAGAAAUGUCACUUGGUGUUCUGGGGGAUGGACCACAUAAGGUACAAGGCAAAGCCUGGCAACAUCGUCCGGUUCGGUCACUUCGUGUCAUCAUCGCUUCACAAAACAGUCACUGAACAAUUCGACAACACCAUGGUGUUCCAGAUGCAGACGUGUCACGGCGCGUUCAUCAAAACAUUCACUGAUUUUCCCAACGAGGAUGAGGUGCUGAUCCCACCCUUUGAGAAGUUCAAGGUCACCAAAGUCAUCGAGGAUUGGGAGAAGGUGGAGAUCCACCUCGACUCCAUCGGGACCUACAGCAAAUACAACUGCGAGUGGCUGAGAGGUGGGAGCGUCCCCAGAGCCCCCGACCACCUUGCAGGACUCCUCCUGGCCACCACAGCCCUGGCAGUGGCCACAGGGAUCCUCUGAGCCACGAAGUCACCAAGGUCACCAGGGUCACUGUGGUCACUGUGGUCACCACAAUCAUCAGGACAGCCAGAGAAACGAGGUCACCAAGGUUACCAUGGCUACCACUGCGGGCACCUUGGCCACUAUGGCCUCCUUGAGGUCACUGUGGCCACCACUGGCACUCUGGCCACUGCAACCACCACAGCCCCUCUGGCCACCAUGGUCACUGUAAGUACCAAGGCCACUGUGGUCACCAUGGUCACCAAGACUCCCUGAGCCACAAGGCUACCACAGCCA
Molecule: messenger RNA, 1392 nt
Organism: Catharus ustulatus (Swainson's thrush)
Lineage: Eukaryota; Metazoa; Chordata; Aves; Passeriformes; Turdidae
Product: erythroblast NAD(P)(+)--arginine ADP-ribosyltransferase-like
Exons: 3
Coding region: 280-1116 (278 amino acids)
Molecular function (GO): NAD+ poly-ADP-ribosyltransferase activity; NAD+-protein-arginine ADP-ribosyltransferase activity
Source: RefSeq, a predicted model, not a curated record